Messenger RNA from Neocloeon triangulifer, 4826 nucleotides. It is a transcript of the gene tim, whose product is annotated as protein timeless. Gene Ontology annotation, cellular component: replication fork protection complex. The transcript is spliced from 25 exons. NCBI's taxonomy places the organism in Eukaryota, Metazoa, Arthropoda, Insecta, Ephemeroptera, Baetidae. Bases 256 to 3972 code for a protein of 1238 amino acids. Gene Ontology annotation, molecular function: DNA binding. The record is from RefSeq and is a predicted model, not a curated record. Gene Ontology annotation, biological process: DNA repair; replication fork arrest; DNA replication checkpoint signaling.
AUUGGGAGCGCGCGCGGCCGCACUAAACGUAUGCAAGCGAGCUGCGAUUUUGGCAACACUAGUUUCGCAGCCGAGUUCGAGGCCCGUUGCACUCGGCCAAUAAUGCACCUUUGCGAAUUCGCGCCUCUUCUUUUUGGUGACCCCAAGAGUGGAGGAUAAGAGACACAAACCUUAAGACAAGACGCGAAGAGAGAGAGAGAGAGUGAGCGCAAGAUUAAAACAAAAACACAACAGCCUUAAACAGAAGCAGCAAACAUGGAGUGGCUGCUUGGAGGGCCGCAACUGCAAAACACGGGUUCCCAACUCGGAAUGCAGGUCGGCAACACCUAUCGUGUCCAGGACACUUGUCAUGAGACGCUGGUGGAGCUGCUGGCCAAGCUUUCGUCCGAGGACAGAACUUUGAGGACCUUCCGGCGAGCCUUGGGCUUUUCGCAGAUCAUCCAGAAGGACUUGGUGCCGUUGUUGAUCCACGAGAAGAACGACGUCAAAAUAAUAGACGCGUGCAUCCGUUUGCUGGUCAAUCUGACCAUUCCCGUUGAAUGUCUUUUGCCGAUGGAAAUCAUGGCGCGGACCGACGCCGGUCGCCACACCAUCUACGAGCUCAACAACCUGCUGUUUUCGGCCAAGGACGCGUUCGUUGAACCCAGGUCAACCAAGAGCAUCCUUGACUUCAUGAGAAAAAUCAUCGACCAAGAUGAAAAGUUAAGCUUGGAACAGUGCGACGGAAUCAACAACUGUUUGCUUCUGGUUCGCAACAUCCUCCACAUCCCUGAACAGUGGCCCGUCUGCGCCCCCACAAACACGCCAUGCAGCAAACAGAACAUGAUUCUCUGGAAUCUGUUUGCGCAAGGCAUCGAUAAAGUCCUCAUCUACCUGAUGACCUGCCCGCAGAGAGGCAUUUGGAGUAUUACGAUGGUGCAGCUGAUUGCCCUGACCUACAAGGACCAACACGUGGGCACGCUGCAAAAGCUGCUGAAUCUCUGGUUCGAGGCGUCGCUCAGCGAGAGCUCCGAAGACAACGAGAGCAACACUUCGCCGCCGGAUCAAGGCUCAGGUGACUCUUCCCCAAUGCUUACGUCGGAUCCUACGUCAGACUCAUCAGAUAAUAGUUCCGCAAGUACGAACAAAAGCAACAACAUGGAUACUGGUUGCAACAACAAGCAGCAUUCACAACGGAUGCACACCGACCACAUCAAAAACCCGAACAAAAUUGCCGCAGAAAUUGCACGCAAAGCUCAACCCGCAGGUGCUGCAGGUUCAGGCACGAGCAGGGGCAAAGGUGGUGGUGGAAAAACCCAGCACAAAAAGGAAAGACAGCAAUCUGGUGAGCCCGAAAACCAAAAGCAACAGAACCAGAGCCAAAACUCAGAGCAAGCCUUGAGCGUUGCCAGCCCAAGCGGUAGCAGCGGAAUCGGUGGCAGCAGAACGACCUCCUCUGUCUCGACGGCCACCCCCCAACCGUCCCCCGGGUCAAGUAAUUCCAAUUCGAGUGGUCGACCACCCUCGCCAGUACCGUCUACGUCUUCCUCCGGAGCGUCUACUGCAUCUAUGCAACCAGCCACACCAAACGCCACACAGAAUAAACCAGGAGGACCAGGAGUGACCAGCAACCCGCACGUAAAAAGAAGCUGCAUGUCGUCCUCCGAGCUGUCAGACUACGGCUACGGCACCCAAGUUGAGAACCAGGAAUCCGUUUCAACAUCGAGCAACGAAGACGAUCUGCCGCAAAACAGGGGAAUGAAGCCGGUGCACCAAAAGCCGCACAAUCCCAACAAGAUCAGACAACACAAGCCGCCCGCGUCGCAGACCAACUGCGAUAAAAAGGAAUGGAGACGGAAAAAACUGGUCAAACGGUCAAGGACCAAUAUACUGAAUGUCAAAGCCCUGAUGCAGCACACGCCUACGGACGAAGACAUUUCGCACCUUUUGAAGGAGUUCACGGUUGAUUUCCUCCUGAAGGGCUACGGCCCUUUAGUCCAAGAGCUUCACCUGCAGCUGCUGUCCGAGCUGGGGAUGCCUGUUGACACUUCGCACUUCUUCUGGCUGGUCACCUACUUCCUCAAGUUCGCGUCGCAACUCGAGCUUGAGCUUGAGAACAUCGGGCCUGUUCUAUCCUCCCGAGUUGUUUCGUAUCUCACCUUUGAGGGUGUCAACGUCUGUGAGCAGCUGCAGUUGGCGCUGAUGCAACAGGAAAUGGAUCUCAAACCAUGCCUAAGACGACUUCAUUUGGUUGUCACUGCAGUCAGAGAAUUCAUUCAAGCAGUGGACACGUACAGAAAGUCUAAUAACCUCAGCCAAGAAGACAAAGAUUUCUUGACACAGUUGCAAAGUGAGAUCUGCGCCAUGGGAGACCUGCGAUGUCUGUUCGUUUUAUUGCUCAGACAGUACAAUCCCAACAUGCAAAGCAAACAAUACCUUCAGGACCUGAUUGCAACAAAUCACAUCCUCCUCCUCUUCCUUGAAAACAGUGGUUCGCCAUCAACAAGCUCAACCUUCAACAUGACUGAGCACAUCAAACACUUUUCAACGCCUGAAAUGAUGCUCCAGUACGGAAGACUGCUUGAAAGUUUUCGAGAAAACGGGAAAUUCGUGAACGACUGUGUUUUCACAAUGAUGCACCACAUUUCUGGCGACAUGAAUCAGGUCGGAUCUCUCUUCCAACCUGGCAUCCUGAAGACAUUCUCCCUCAUCUGGGAGGAGGACUUUGAAGUUUGCGAUGACUGGUCCGACUUGAUUGAGUACGUGAUUCACAAAUUCGUGAACACGCCUCGCCGAGGACACCCCAUGUUGCCUUUGAGCAGUGUUGACGCCGAGUUAAAAGUCGAGGAAGUGCCAACUGCACGACCACAACCCCCAACGCUUGAACAAAAUUUGUGCAGAUGGACCAAGGAGGAGUGUGAUAUCCUUUACUGGUACUACGUGCAAAGUGCUCAGAGCACCGACCCAAUUGAUAACAUUCGCAACAUGUACGUCGAGAAUGGUUCCUCGAGCAAAACCCGAGUCGCGAUUAUCGAACAACUUUACACCCAAGACAUUAUUCCGCACGCGCAGUACCUUGAACUUCUGAAGCAGGAAGCAGUCGUAAGCUUUAAAGGUCUGCAAGGAACGGUGGUCACUGAGAGCAUGGAGGUGGUCAACAGUUCCGGCACGAGCACACCUACCAUUCUUCAAGCCAGCUCGAGCAACCUCGAUUCACAGGAAAAACAACAGCAACAGUCGUCUGACGAUAUUGGCAGCAUUAUUGCUCUUCUUAUCGCCGAGAACCACGCUUCGCAGAUGUCGUGGCUGCAGUCGGCGCUGCUGGAGACGUGCUACGUCAAGUUGCACUACAGGACCCUGCAGGCGGCUCAAAACAACUUGAGCAUGGAGCCCGUCCCCUUCCACUAUACGCUGAUGCGUCAGAGUGUGCCGCUGGUGCCGUGGAACCUGGAGCAGAGCACCAUGUUGGCGUACCCGCCUUUUGUGCUUCUGCUGCACAAACUUGGCCUCCAACUGCCAGGUGACGUGGGCAAGGUGUUUCCCAGGAUUCCGCACUUCUGGACCGCCGAGGUUCUGUACGCGACGGCGCUUAAACUUGGCCCCAUCAACUCCAAUUUUCUGAAGUUUGAUCCUCAAGAGUUGAGUUCAAGUUCGCGAAGUGGAUUGCAAGUAAUGCCGAUGGUCGAGGUUGAGGAGACCAGCCUGGCCGGACCGUCCAUGAGCAGCGACGUCCAGCAAGAAGUGCCGGCCGCCCUGUCAGUCCAGUUCGCGCCAAUGCCGGAGGGCAACACUAAUUGGAUGCAACUCGUUACCAAGGCAAAGAGGUCGAGUAGGGAGCAAUCGCCAUGCGGGGACCUGGACUCGACCCUCAGCAAAAUGUCCAUCUCGGACGACGACACCUGCACGUCCGCCAACGAAGAAAAAGCUCGGUCGCUUUCACCGCCAGGGCCGCUGCCUCUCCACACCCUCAACCCCCAGACCAGCACCAUUUGAGAAAAAGAAAAAAAUCCUAUACACAUCUCCAAACGUCAAAAUGUGCGGGCACAUUCGACAUAUAUUUUUAUUUAAACUAUUUUAAUCUUGCCAAUAAAUGCCAAUUUUCAUAUAUACACUCUCAGUUUUUGCGAAACCAUCACAGGUUGAUUGAUUGAUUUGCAAGAAAUCGUAACUAUAUAUUUAUCUCGUUUAUAAUGGUUUGAUGUUGUUUCAGUAAUUUUGAAUAGUUUAAUGAAGUUGAUUUUAGUAUUUGAUAGUUUUAAUAAUAUGUCGAAGUGUGCGAAUUGAAUUUUUUAAUAAAAAUUUAAAUCGAUACAUCUUUUUUUUAAUUUUUGACGAGAUGUCAAUUUUGCCGUUUGUGCUCUUGAAAUUAUACAGAAAGAAGAAUAUUUUGAUAUGCACUUAGAUUAUAUAAUAUCAAAUAUUAUAAUGAUUUUAUUGUAUACGAAAUACAUUAUGAUGGAAUACCUAUCCACAAAAAUAGCAAAAGUUCUGGAAUCAUAAAUGUAUUUUCAAUUCCAGGCGUGUAAAAACGAAUACCUCAAGAGAAUCGUGCGAUGGAUAUGAAUUCAAAAUGUCAAGAGAAUUAGGAUAGAACGUGUGUUUGAUGUAUUAUGAGACUACACUGUCGCUUUUUCUAGCAGUUUUAUGCAAAAAAAAAAGGACAAACCGAGAAAAAAUUUUGUUUGCAGUAGAUUUUUUUUCUCUAUGUAAGCAGUUGCAAAUGAAUAGAAAUAUGAGAUUGAAUCAAGAAAAUGCAAGAAAACUAAAUUUCGCUCCAAGUAUUUUUACUUGUAAUAAUUGUAAUUUUGCAUUGAAUUGGUAAAAAAUAAAGUUACUAAUGAUGGAAA